Fraxinus pennsylvanica is the source of this 789-nucleotide messenger RNA. NCBI's taxonomy places the organism in Eukaryota, Viridiplantae, Streptophyta, Magnoliopsida, Lamiales, Oleaceae. The record is from the annotation of a GenBank genome assembly.
AUGGAUAAUUUCCCAGGUCCAUUAAAAUUCAACGUUUCCGAAGGUUUUGAUGGUAGCCUGCCCACUUUGUACCUAAAUCCAUAUUCAUGGACCAAGACUUCCAGUUUUAUAUUCAUAGAUUGGCCUGCUGGAAUUGGAUUUUCCUAUUCAAAUGUGUCCGGAAGUUACUUAUCCUCUGACACCAAAUCAGCAAAAGAUAAUUACGCAUUUCUCAGAAAGUGGUUGUUGAAGCACCCCACAUUUAUCAAGAAUCGUUUAUAUAUUGCGGGUGAUUCCUAUGGAGGAAAAAUGGCUGUCUUGGUUGCCAACGAAGUAUUAAAAGGUAAUGAAGCAGGAUUGUGGCCACAAAUGCUCCUCCAAGGACUCAUCCUAGGUAAUCCAUUUGCUACUACACUGAAUUCGACUUAUAGCGAUCGAAUUCCAUAUGCUCACCGUGUGACACUUAUAUCAGAUGAAUAUUAUGAGGCUGCCAAAAGUAGUUGUGAUGGUGUAUAUUACAAUCCUGAUCCAAACAAUUUGGAAUGUGUUAAUGUUCUUCAAGAGAUCCAAAAGUGUGUCAAUGACAUAAAUCCAGCACAUAUUUUGGCACCAAAAUGUAGUAGUGACUUUGCGCCUAAACCGGACGAGUUUAGACGGGAUCGAAUAAUCAUGGAAAACGAUGCACUCAACCACCUUUACCUCCCAUCUCAAGAAGAGAACGCAUGCUUACUACAAAGUAAUGCACCAUCAUAUGUCUGGGCAAAUAAUCCAAGUGUCCAAGAAGCUCUUCAUGUCAGAAAGGUACAUUGA